ACGAAUUAAUAUUCAUUAGUUGGCUUGUGUGUAGUAAGCAACCAAGAGCAGUGUUACAUGGAGAACAGCGAGCUGAAGACCCUACAAAAAGCGCAUGAAGAGUUUAACAGUAAGAAUUAUAAACGAGCAGAGGAAUUAUACACACAAUUCAUCGAGUCCUGUACCAAAUCCAGAGACUGUAAUGGUCAAGAUUUGGCCAUCGCAUAUAAUAAUCGAGGACAGGUGAAGUAUCUCCGGGUGGAUUUCUAUGACGCCAUGGAUGAUUACACCUCUGCCAUUGACAUCAACAGGCAGUUUGACGUGCCACUCUAUAACAGAGGAUUGAUACGUUACAGAUUGGGCUUUUUCAAGGAGGCUGAAGGUGACUUUCGGAGAGUCCUGGAACUGAAUCCUGAUUUUAAAGAUGCCAAAGAAAGUUUGAAUCAGACGCUUCUUGACAGAGAAGAAAAGAUGAAGAGAGGCUACUGAGAGCUAGUCUCUGAAUUUUGACUGUUGCUUGAACCUAUGAAUGAACCAAAUCUAUGAGCAUGUGAUUUUGUAUUUGUGAAUUUAAAUAGCAUUCACGCAUCUCUAAAACCUGCAGGUUUCAAUUCUCUUCGGGUUAAAAUGCAUGAGUGUGCAUUUCAGCUUUGAUUAAUUGUUGAUUUCAAAGGGUAUGUUGACAUGAUGACAAUGUAUAAAAACAUGGAAAAACUUUUCCUUGCAUUAUUUUAAUUUAAUGUACUGAAACAACAGUGUUAAAGUGAUUGCUGUUUAUAUGGACUCAUGAACAUGAAUAAAAAUGUUUUAUUAUUAUUAUUA
Molecule: messenger RNA, 801 nt
Organism: Danio aesculapii
Lineage: Eukaryota; Metazoa; Chordata; Actinopteri; Cypriniformes; Danionidae
Gene: ttc32
Product: tetratricopeptide repeat domain 32
Exons: 3
Coding region: 58-468 (136 amino acids)
Molecular function (GO): protein binding
Source: RefSeq, a predicted model, not a curated record